CCGUUUAGCGGUACCGGUGCGGAUCCCUAAUUUCCCCGUCCCAUAGCGCAUGCGCGCAGUUGCGGGACUCUCCCGGGGAAGUAAACAACAGUGUGUCGUGGUGGUGUUGGUGUCGACUGCCCAGAGUCCGCUGACAUCACUACCUGUUUGGGUCUUUUAGUGUCAUCUUGUUGCAGCAGUGUUUGAGGCACCAUGACGGAGGUGUUCCAAUUUGGUCUUGUCCCCAUCACCUGCCAUGCCUGGAAUAAGGAUCGCUCCUGUGUGGCACUGAGCCUCAACAACAAUGAGGUCAACAUCUAUGUGCGCGCUGGGUCAGAGUGGCGGCUGCAGGAAACUCUUCAAGGCCAUGACCUGCGUGUUACCGGCAUUGACUGGGCUCCCAACACCAACCGCAUUGUGACCUGUGGGGCUGACCGGAAUGCAUAUGUGUGGACCUGUGGGUCGGAUGGGAAGUGGAGCCCAACCUUGGUGCUGCUCCGUAUCAACCGAGCUGCCACCUGCGUCAAGUGGUCCCCCAACGAGAACAAGUUUGCUGUGGGGUCUGGCGCUCGUCUCAUCUCAGUGUGUUACUUUGAGCAGGAGAACAACUGGUGGGUGUCAAAGCACAUCAAGAAGCCCAUCCGCUCCACCAUCACCACCCUCGACUGGCACCCCAACAAUAUCCUGCUGGCUGCCGGGGCCGCUGACUUCAAGGUGCGUAUCUUCUCUGCCUGGAUCAAGGACAUUGAGCCCAAGCCAACACCAACCCCCUGGGGUGCCAAGAUGCCUCUCGGCCAGAUGAUGACGGAGUUCUCCAACUCUACUGGUGGAGGUGGAUGGGUGCACAGUGUCAGCUUCUCGGGUGACGGGAAUCGAGUGUGCUGGGUGGGCCAUGACUCCAGCCUGACCGUGGCCGACGCAGGGAAGGAGAUGGCCAAGACGCAGCUGAAGACGGAGUACCUGCCCUUCACAGCUGUCACCUGGGUCUCCCUAAACUCACUGGUGGCUGUGGGCCAUGGCUGCUGCCCAAUGCUGUAUUCUGUGGAUGACAUGGGUAAACUGACCUUCGUUACCAAGCUGGACGUGGCUCAGAAGAAAGAGUCAGGAAGCCUCAGCGCCAUGAAAAAGUUCCAGUCACUUGAUCGCACUGCCCGCUCGGACCAGUCGGACACCACCCUGGCUACCAUCCACCAGAACACCAUCACCGGUGUUGCCAUUUACUCUGGGGACAAGGCCAACUGCUCUUCCAUCUCCACCUGCGGCGCCGACUCUCAGCUCGUCAUCUGGAACUUCAAGCUUCUGGAGCAGUCGGUGGCAGAUCUUCGUCUUACCUAAGCAUUCCAGUCAAGAAGGCACCCAGCAAAUUCACUUGAGAACCUGAAGGAUGGAUACUUACUUGUCAUUCAGGGAGGCAUUAUAGGAUGAAAAAAGGAUCAUGACAGAUGUACUUGUUUGUCAUUCACUGAGGUGUCUAAUGUUAUGGGUCAUUUUGUAUGUGAUUUCUGGUGAUGGUGUUACGAGUUCAUCACCUCAUGUUUUAGAUCCAGUAGCUUCUAAGAGCUCUGGGGGUGUUAAGUGGCCUCUUAGAACUCUGGGGGUCUGAGAGCUUUAAGGGCCUAAGUGACUCCUUAGAGCUCUGGGGGUCUUAAGUGGCUUCUAAGAGCUCUGUGGGUCACAAGUUGUUAUUGAUAUGCACACAUAUUCCAUUGUGGUUCAUCAGGGACAUCACCUUGUAGUCAACCUCCUUCCAAUGUUUUAGAAACCCUUACUUGCGCCACUAAAAAUGUGAGAAGUACUUUAUUUCAGUCUCAAUGGGAACACUAUAUGAUUUUUUAUAGAACCAAGUGAAUGCAACACAUUUAUCAGCUCAUGAAGUAGUUGAACUAGGAAAGACUAAGUUAAUGGUGGACAGACAGACUAAAUGCUAAGUAAGAUAUAUAGUUUGAAAGGUUUGAUAUCCUUAUUUUACUAGGAACAAAUGAAUGCAGUAAGUUAAGCAGCUCAAGAAAUAACUGAGCAAGGAUAUGUAAUGUGACAAAGAUAAGUGACUGAAGAAGGAUAUGAAGUAGGAUAAUGAGUUGUUCUUAGUAUGGACAGUGAAACGGACCAAGGAUUGAAAAAAAGCUUGAAGUGCUUGUAAUAGAAUAUGAAUAUAAAGAAAAAUAGAAAACGACAGCAAGGAAGAAUGAUCAACUUAGAGGUAUGUUAUUUCCAGCACUUCACUAACCACAGGAGUCCAUACAAUCCAUUAAAUAUACUGAAUGAAUUGGGAUUUUUAGAGGUAGAAAUAGCACUGGAUCAAGCAAAAUGGAGGAAGAUCAAUGCAAGUCCAACCCCAAGAAAGGGAGAAGAUGGACUAUAAUCGAAGAAACAGAAAAAGAAUUGGGGUUUAUAAUUAUACACUGUGAUUUGAUUGAUUAACUUAAGCAUUAUAUCCCAUCCUGUAGGUCAUGUACACGCCCAUCUUUCCUUUAUCUCUCUUAACCCCUUGACUGCAGAUUUCCUACAGUCAAGCCUCACCAAGCUUCAGGAAUGGAGCAAAAAGUGGCUGCUAUAAUUCAAUGAAGAAAAAUGUAAAGUCCUGCACAUUGGGAGGGGAUACCCAGCACACCAAUACCACAUGGAAAACACUACACUAUCCACCACAGAGCCAGAGGAAGACCUGGGACCAUAUGCUACCAGGCUACCAGUAAAAGCCAAAUCCAUGCCAGUUGCAGCGGACGGGUUAAGGCAGAUAAAUAUGAUUCGUGGCUCAGCACAACUUGUUCUUAGGGGGAAAUCGGGUUUGUAAUGUUUUGUGUGUUCCAUAAUAUCUGUUGAUUAUUACCACUGUUGGGUGCCAUGUGAAUAAGCCAGUCAGUUUACUUGAUGUGAUCUGUGGAAUAAAAGUUAUGAUUGGGA
Molecule: messenger RNA, 2880 nt
Organism: Eriocheir sinensis (Chinese mitten crab)
Lineage: Eukaryota; Metazoa; Arthropoda; Malacostraca; Decapoda; Varunidae
Gene: Arpc1
Product: actin-related protein 2/3 complex subunit 1A-B-like
Exons: 10
Coding region: 193-1314 (373 amino acids)
Biological process (GO): Arp2/3 complex-mediated actin nucleation
Cellular component (GO): actin cytoskeleton; Arp2/3 protein complex
Molecular function (GO): actin filament binding
Source: RefSeq, a predicted model, not a curated record